AUGGUCGUUCCGGCGGACAAAAGGCCCGCAGCAACCACCCGCAGCAUGUUGCUCCUGCUGCUGCUGGCGGCGGCGGCGGUGGUAACUCCGUCCCUUGGAUUCGUAGUGCCGCCAGCGGCGCCCGCCGCCGCGGCUCGAUGGCAGCCCGGCUGCGGCGGUAGCAGCACGGCAGCAGCCGGCCAGCCUCGCGCCCAGGGGAUGAGGACGUACACCAUCGGAGCAACAGGGUUCCACGGCGGCGGCGGUGGUAGCAGCAGCCGGACGGUGGCGCCGCCGACGAUGAUGGCGACGCCUCUCCCGGAAACGCCCGACGCUCCGCCCUCGACGGAGGAGCUGCGGCCGGCGCUGGUGUACGGGGAGUCGGCGACGCGAUCCUUCGUCAAGGCGCUCGUCUGGCGACUGACCGCGGGGGUGGUCACGUUGGUGUCCGGGUUGGUGUUCUCGGGAAGCCUGGCCACGGCGAUGAGCAUCGUGGGGUCGGACUUCGUCACCAAGAGCGGCUUCAUGUUCGCGGGCGAACGCCUGUGGAACAAGGUGAAGUGGGGCCAGGACAAGUCCGGGGACAGCACGAAGAGGUCUCUCGCCAAGGCGGUCUUGUGGCGAGUCUUCGCCGCCUCCAACACCCUAAUCUGCGGCGUGUUCCUGGCCAAGGACCUUAGCGUAGCCUCCAAGAUCGCCGGAACGGAUACGGUGUUCAAGACGGCACUCUUCUUCUUGAACGAGCGAGCAUGGACUAAGAUCAGCUGGGGCAAGGAGUACGAGCCGGAGUAUUACCUGUAGGGGGUGUCAAGAAGAAUAGGGGGCGUUGUGGAUGAUGAUAGGUGGUAGGGGGGUUGGCGAGCCUCUCGUAUGGUAUACAUACGGCCGUGUUGUUUGUAUUUUUAUGUUUUUUUUAUGUUGGCUCGUGUGUUGGUGUUGUUCAAUAGUGAUAGUGGAACCCCCCAUGUA
Ectocarpus siliculosus is the source of this 948-nucleotide messenger RNA. The record is from the annotation of a GenBank genome assembly. NCBI's taxonomy places the organism in Eukaryota, Phaeophyceae, Ectocarpales, Ectocarpaceae.